AUGAAUUCCAAAAUGAAGCAGAAACUGAAUGCAGACAAAUCAGCAGGAUCUUUGCAGAAGUACCUCACAGACACCACAAGCAAUGCUGCCCCAAGACAGACUCUUAAAAUGAUUCAGCCUUCAGCAACAGGUUGCCUGGUUGGCAGACGUAAUGAGAAGAAAUCUUCAGUCAAAAGGAAACUCUGGAAUAACAAGUUUACCUCAAAGGCUUGUAAAGCUGAGGUGUCUGUGGACAAGGAGCAAGAAAAUGAGGAUAUGAAUGAUGUUAAUCAAGCUGUAGAUCUUAUGAUAAAAGGAAGCCCUUCAUCUCAGUAUUGGAAAGAAGUGGCUGAAGAAAGGAGGAAGGCUCUGUAUGAAGUGCUUCAAGAAAAUGAAAAGCUGCACAAAGAAAUUGAACAGAAAGAUGGUGAAAUUGCCCGCCUAAAAGAAGAAAAUGAAGAGCUAAUGUCCCUCGCUGAACAUGUCCAUUAUAUGACCAGCAUGAUUGAGAGGCUAACUGGACAAGCACCUGACAAUCUUGAGACACUGAAGAGUCUGGCUCUAGAGGAAUCCAAACAAGAAAAUGAAGAGCUUAACUGUGGAGAUGAUGCAGACAGCACUUCUGAAGAAGGGCCAUCACAAGUAUGUUGCUUAAGGGAGAGCAUAUCAGAUUUUGCUUCAAAGGAAGCAAAUAAUUUGCAACUGGAAUGA
Messenger RNA from Pterocles gutturalis (yellow-throated sandgrouse), 690 nucleotides. It is a transcript of the gene GMNN, whose product is annotated as geminin, DNA replication inhibitor. The transcript has 6 exons. Gene Ontology annotation, cellular component: nucleus. The coding region runs from base 1 to 690 and encodes 229 amino acids. Lineage: Eukaryota; Metazoa; Chordata; Aves; Pterocliformes; Pteroclidae. The record is from RefSeq and is a predicted model, not a curated record. Gene Ontology annotation, biological process: negative regulation of DNA replication; negative regulation of cell cycle.